CCACCAACUUUGUUCUUGUUUGGGAAACUCUUAUAGCAAGUGAACUGUCCAUCCUCUCUCUUCCUCCCAACGGACUUCCCAAAGCCUCUCUAUUUCUAACCUGUAACCAAACAAACAAUAAAUAGAAACCAGAGCGCAAAGCCAGCAAGCAACCUGUGACACACACGGACGGAAAAUUCUCCGAAACGCAAGAGUGAAACAUGCAGGCAUCUGUGUGUGCAGUUAAAGGCACUGCCACCAGCAGCAUAAGCGUCGGUUGUCGGCAUCGUAACCGGAGGAGUUUGCUUGCCGCCAGUGGUCUUGCCGGUGGUUUUAACAAGAGAAGUUCACUAUCACUGUCGGCCUUGUCUUUAAACAAUAACGGCUGCAUGAAUUGCGGGAUCAGUUUCUGUGGACAGCGUGCAGCUGAUUCGUUCUCAAUGGGAACUGAGCUCGUGCGAACUGCUUUUUCUAGGUCCCUUCCGAUUAAAGCUCUGUCCUCCGAUGAUGAUAUUGAAGAAUCUGCUCCUAUCCAUCCUCAGAGAAAAUCUACUGGAACUGUCUUGCCAUUCGUCGGUGUUGCUAGUUUGGGAGCUAUUUUAUUUGGUUACCAUCUUGCGGUGGUAAAUGGUGCUCUUGAGUAUCUUGCCAAGGAUCUUGCGAUCGCUGAAAAUACUGUCCUACAAGGAUGGAUUGUUAGCACGCUACUUGCUAGUGCCACUAUUGGUUCAUUUACUGGGGGAGCGUUGGCUGACAAGUUUGGCAGGAUAAGAACCUUUCAGUUAGAUGCAAUCCCUCUCAUAAUUGGAGCAUUCCUUUGUACUACAGCACAGACUGUUCAGACUAUGAUAAUUGGUCGUCUACUUGCUGGUAUUGGAAUUGGCAUAUCUUCAGCCAUUGUUCCUCUUUAUAUAUCUGAGAUUUCACCAACUGAAAUUCGUGGUGCACUGGGGUCUGUAAAUCAACUUUCCAUAUGUAUUGGGAUUCUGUUGGCAUUGGUGGCUGGAUUACCAUUAGCAGGAAAUCCUUUAUGGUGGAGAACAAUGUUUGGCAUUUCUGCUGUCCCUGCUAUUCUAUUGGCUUUGGGAAUGGCAUUUUCUCCAGAAAGUCCUCGUUGGCUUUUUCAGCAAGGAAAAAUUUCUGAAGCAGAACAAUCCAUAAGGAUACUCUAUGGUAAAGAAAGAGUUCCUGAGGUUAUGCAAGAUUUAGCAGUUGGAGGUCAAGGUUCUGCAGAGCCAGAAGCAGGAUGGUUUGAUCUAUUUAGCAGCCGCUAUUGGAAAGUUGUGAGUGUUGGUGUAGCACUUUUCUUUUUUCAGCAGCUGGCUGGGAUAAAUGCUGUAGUGUAUUAUUCCACUGCUGUGUUCCGCAGUGUUGGAAUUGCAUCUGAUGUUGCAGCAAGUGCUCUUGUUGGGGCAGCAAAUGUCUUUGGCACAACCGUGGCAUCAUCUUUAAUGGACAGACAAGGAAGAAAAAGUCUUCUGAUUAUAAGCUUUUUGGGAAUGGCUGCUUCAAUGUUGCUGCUUUCUUUGUCCUUCACUUGGAAGGUACUGGCACCGUAUUCUGGCACACUUGCUGUUCUUGGGACCGUUUGCUAUGUGUUGUCCUUUUCACUUGGUGCCGGUCCUGUACCUGCUCUUCUUUUGCCGGAAAUAUUUGCCUCCAGAAUCAGAGCAAAAGCAGUUUCUUUAUCCUUGGGGAUGCAUUGGAUCUCAAAUUUCUUCAUUGGUCUCUAUUUCUUGAGCGUUGUAAACAAGUUUGGAAUCAGCACUGUGUACCUGGGAUUUGCAGCCGUUUGCGUUCUUGCAGCCUUGUACAUAGCGGGUAACGUUGUGGAAACGAAGGGAAGAUCCCUGGAGGAAAUAGAGCGUGCUCUUAACCCUGCAAUUUGAUUUGGAUAUUUUGAUUAGUGCACGUGGUAAUAAUUUUUAUGUGGCUCAUGAUUGGUCUGAAGACGUGGUGCUUUUUCCUUAUUUUUGUGGAAGGUUUCUUUGUUGUCCACUUGUAUUGAGUGUACUGGGGAAUGUUCUCUUAUCCUCCAUUUUCCUGUCAAAUCUUCAGCUGUAACCAGCUUCGAGAGUACUGUCUUUGUUAUGUAAAUUUGGACUAGAAUUUUGGGCAAAACCAGUUUAGGUAGAUGGAGCUGUAAUAAAUAUACUCGGGAAUUUUGCCA
Messenger RNA from Manihot esculenta (cassava), 2149 nucleotides. RefSeq names its product plastidic glucose transporter 4. The transcript is spliced from 14 exons. NCBI's taxonomy places the organism in Eukaryota, Viridiplantae, Streptophyta, Magnoliopsida, Malpighiales, Euphorbiaceae. The record is from RefSeq and is a predicted model, not a curated record. Gene Ontology annotation, biological process: carbohydrate transport; transmembrane transport. Gene Ontology annotation, molecular function: carbohydrate:proton symporter activity. Bases 201 to 1868 code for a protein of 555 amino acids. Gene Ontology annotation, cellular component: membrane.